UCAUAGUCGAACCCCUUUUUUUAUUCAUAUUUUCUCUUCGAUCCCUAACUCUCUUCCUCUCUCAUUUCUCUCACGCUUCAACCAUCAACUCCCCUGCCGGUCACUGUCGACUUUCACCACCGGCGGCCCCUCCCUCCCUCUUUCCCCCUCUCUUUCUCAGUAGCCCCUGUUCUGUUCAUCUUCUACUACGAACGCGCCGCUGCGCUGCCGUUGCAAAUCUGGCCACCUCCCGCACUGGGUGACAACGCUACAGAACCAGAAAGAAGCAGUUUCAUAUAUGGCCUCAUCAGGACCUCUUCUCAUUGGUGUAAAGAGAGCCUCUGUCAAGUUAUAGUAUCUGAGUUUGUUUUCAUAAUAUUUGUUUAAUGGCAAGAGGAAGGCCCAGGAAAAAUGCCAAAAGAAAAUCUGAGACCCUUGAUAACAACUUAGGCGGUAACCGCAAGGAGCCACAAGUCAAAAAGCAAUAUGAUACAUCAAAUGACCAUGAAGUUGAACGGAGAAUUGCAGCUACCAGGGCUAUUCGUGAUGUGGAGAUUGAACAUCUGCUAACUGGCUUGCGGUUGCUUCGCUCAAAUUUUAAUAAGGAACAGAUGCAAACCCCUGCACUACAAUUUUUCAAGGAAACUUUGCCUAAUCUGUCAGUAGUAAGAAACGAAAAAGGGCAAUUUGAAGUGAGAUGGAAGGAUAAAGAUGGUCAUUUAUCCAUUAGUCAUGCUGAUGAUAGUAAUAUACAUGCAUCUUUUCUACAUCUGAUGUCCAUAGCAUACCCUGCUUGCACCAGUGCAAUGCCAGCACUUGGUGGUUUUGAAUUUUCUAGUAAAUCAGUGAAAACAAGCCUUGUAGGUGCUGCAAACCUGCAGAUCCCUGAUUUGGUUUUGGAGGAACCAUCAGAAACGCAGAUGCUUGGCUUGCAAGAUGCUUUCCAAACUCCUGGAGUCAGCACCCAGAGGCUAUCUGUUGGAAUGACACCUAAAACUCGAAGAUUACCAAAGAAUGGUGAGAUGCUUCUUUCUAUCCAUGGUUCACCCCUUGGAGUCUACAAGGAAGAUAAGAUGGGAGCAAUACAUGAAUCAGAAGAAGGUUGACUACUUCCAACUAUUUGGGUAUGAACCAUGAUCUUGAGAUUUUACAGUGUUUAUCAUCAUGAAGGUGGUAUUGGAGAUCCUCACACCUUUGUACUAACAUUGAUGAUAUGUUACUUUAUCAACUGCACUUCACACCUUUGGAUCAUUUUUAGUUAUUUUAAAGCUUGUUUAGAAACAUCGUUUUCUAAAUUACAUGAAAACUUGUCAGUUAAAAGGCUUUUAUGACUUGAGGCAAUAAGGUGAUAUGGAUCUUUUGUAUCAUAAUUCCUUGGAGUCAACAA
Messenger RNA from Nelumbo nucifera (sacred lotus), 1366 nucleotides. RefSeq lists its product as uncharacterized. NCBI's taxonomy places the organism in Eukaryota, Viridiplantae, Streptophyta, Magnoliopsida, Proteales, Nelumbonaceae. The record is from RefSeq and is a predicted model, not a curated record.